GCUGCCUGUUGUUACUGUCUGCUCGUGCAGGGUACAUAUACACUGCCUCAUUCCCACGCGUGGAACUUGUGGACGUUUUACCUGGGAAUGAAGAUCCCAGCGCAGCUGUGAAUUCCGCUGUUUCUUUCUUUUGUAUCCCAGUUGACAUCUGAUAAGCAAGGCGAUGGAGAACAAGGCCAUGUACCUGAGCACCUAUGAGGAGCGUGAGAACGCAUCCAUGUACGAGGACGCCUACGACGGACACAACCUGUCCAAACUUAACCUGUGUGACGAAGGUUCUGGAACGCGGCACAGGAAAGCGGAUCAGUGUUGCGGUCAGCUCAACUCGCUCUCCGCCAUCAAGUACGCCAUCGUGACGCUCUACGUGCUGGUUGUUCUCACCAUCUUGGGACUCUGCCUGGCAGUGUCUCGCUCCCAGACCACGUCACAGCGGCAGCAUCUGCUGAUGGAGAACGCUCAGGGUGACAUCCUGGAAAACAUCUGGAAGCUGGAGAACCUCUUCCAGAACCACAGCGACUGGCUGCAAAGACUGGAGGUUGUCAUUAAGAGCCUGGAGGUGGACAUGAGGAGCAUGCAGGCGCACUCCCUCCAUUCAGAAGGCUACCUGGUGCACCUGGACGACCGACUGGCCUCAUUCACCAACUCCGCCGGCAGGAACCUGACAGGCCUGAGCGACGAGGUGGCCCGCACGUCCUCCUGGCUGCACGACCAGCACUUGUUGCUCAGGGAGACUUCGGGUCAGGUGAGCGGACUGAAGGAGAAGCUGGAAGAUGUGAACUGGACGGUGGGAGCAGUCAAUCACACCUUCAGCAACGACAUCAACAUCCACCACUUGAAGAUACAAGACUUGCAGAUCCAGAUCAGCAACAUAACCGAGGACACGUCCAGUUUGUGGGUGACACAUGUCCACACGGAGGCACAGCUGAGAAACGAGAUGGAGAUCCUCAACACCCUCACUGAGGACCUCCGCUUGAAGGACUGGGAGCACACCAUGGCCCUGCAGAAUGUCACUUUUUUUGAAGGGCCUCCGGGGCCAAAAGGGGAGAAGGGAGACACAGGACCACUGGGGCCCAACGGGGCUCCUGGAUUGACAGGUUUAAGAGGCUUUGCUGGAGAAAAGGGCCUCCAGGGUCCUCGUGGUAUAAAAGGCUCAGAUGGUGAUGAUGGUAGUCAUGGAGACAAAGGAGACAUUGGACCUGCUGGACCAAAGGGGGACAGAGGAGAUCGAGGCAUGAAAGGAGACAAGGGAGACCAAGGAGCCAAAACUGUGGAGGACACCCUGGUGCGCCUGGCCAACGGCUCGGGUCCUCAUGAGGGUCGCGUGGAGGUCUUCCAUGAGCGCCGCUGGGGCACGGUGUGCGACGACGUGUGGGACAAAAAGGAUGGAGACGUGGUCUGCAGGAUGCUGGGAUACCGAGAGGCAGCCGAGGUCCAUAAGACGGGACGCUUCGGACAAGGCGCAGGUCUCAUCUGGAUGGACGACGUAGCGUGCACGGGCUCCGAGGACGCCAUCCACCAGUGCCAGUUCUCCGGUUGGGGCAAAACCAAUUGCGGGCACGUGGAGGACGCUGGCGUGACGUGCGCCACUUAAAAAAGUCCACUGCCCAUGUGCGCUGAGCUAAAAACUUGAUGGUUAUGUGGUGGACAUUCUUGCCCUGCUCCAACACAAAGGUUUUGAUUCACGGGAUGACAGUGUGAGCGCUACAUAGUGGCGCCUCCUCGAGACUCAAAUGCAGUGCUUGUAUGUCCUCUGUGGGGUUGGGAGGGGCUGAUCUCAUCUCAUCUGUCACGUCCAUGUGAGGAGCUUUUUGGCAGACGCCUUAUUAUUGUUAUUGUCAAUAUUCUGAUUAUUAUUCUGAUUAGUACUAUGACACCAGCACAUAGCCAUAUCCAUGUCAGUCUGAUGGACACUCAAUAACUUUGCCUUUGCUUUAAUCCAUUCGUACGGCCUGGAUCUGGACUACAAACGCACCGAAAAGAGUCGCCAAAAGCAACAUGCAGGCGGCCUCCGUCUUGUUUAUUUUCACCGUCAUCUCAAUGUCAUCACAAUGCGUCUCCUUGCGUAUCAAACAGGAUAUUCUCUUGAGUAUUUUCUCGGGAAGCUCAGCCAAGUUGAUGGUGACAAUUUGGACGACGCCAAAACCCGGGCGGCCCUCGGAGGAAUGUUUUUUCUAGCAGAACCACAAGUUCAUGUGUCGGAGAGACGCCACAAACUCAGCCAAAGGAUGAAUCAAUGGCGCCGCCUCCCGCUAACCUCCUGGCAGCACAUUCUCUUGCCUUGUCAUGUGAUCUCCUGAUUCCUUUUGACGCAUUGGGCUGAUUGGCAACGCUAAAUGGUCCCUAGUGUGUGAAUGUGAGUGUGAAUGUUGUCUGUCUAUCCGUGUUGGCCCUGUGAUGAGGUGGCAACUUGUCCAGGGUGUACCCCGCCUUCUACCCGAGUGCAGCUGGGAUAGCACCCCCCCAACUCCCUACACACACACACACACACACUCACACACACACGCACACAACCUCCAGAGUGACAAGCAGUACAAAAUGGAUGGAUGGAGGGGCUUCAAAUAACUCAAAUACUUAAAAGCGCUCUUGAUGCUUUUGAAAAUGAGAAAUAUUUAAAGCAAGUGCCCUUAGAUGUCUUUUCCUAUGAACCUUUUCAACAUGUGUCAUGUCAUACAUGUGUUUUUUAUUAAGUUGUUCCACAUUUACUGGAAAAGGGCAAAUAUUUUGCCCUAUGUCGAUUUUUGUACUACUAAACUGCAUAUGCACUGCUGAAAUAAUAAAAGUAUGUUUUGUUUAAA
Nerophis lumbriciformis (worm pipefish) is the source of this 2795-nucleotide messenger RNA. RefSeq names its product scavenger receptor class A, member 5 (putative) (gene scara5). Gene Ontology annotation, biological process: receptor-mediated endocytosis; zymogen activation. Lineage: Eukaryota; Metazoa; Chordata; Actinopteri; Syngnathiformes; Syngnathidae. Gene Ontology annotation, cellular component: plasma membrane. The record is from RefSeq and is a predicted model, not a curated record. Gene Ontology annotation, molecular function: scavenger receptor activity; serine-type endopeptidase activity.